Molecule: messenger RNA, 766 nt
Organism: Meleagris gallopavo (turkey)
Lineage: Eukaryota; Metazoa; Chordata; Aves; Galliformes; Phasianidae
Source: RefSeq, a predicted model, not a curated record
GCCGUGCCGGCAGCCUGGAUGCUGCUUGCACCCACAGUCUCCUGGUCCCACAGUGACUCUUGGCCACGGGGCUUCAGUCUCCUCCUGGCAGGGCACCAGGCUUGGUGUUGCAGUGUGAGCACAGUGGGAGUGCACACGGCAGGCACGAAGUCAGGGGUGAUGAGGAGCUUGGGGAGGUUCCCUCAGCCACGGCUGCCAGCCUCAUGGACGCUCUUAUCACUUACAGGCCCCUCCCCACGGGGGAAGCCCCCCAUGGACUGUAGGCAUUUACCUGAGGCCCGCAAGGAGACCCUGAGCCCAGAGUCCGAGUCACCACCACCUCCAGCUGCCAGCAGCAGCCCCUGCCUACCCCCCGCAGUUGGGCAGCGGGCCGGGACAGGCCCAGGGCGACCCGCGGCCGCCAACGCCGCACGGGAGCGCAGCCGGGUGCAGACCCUGCGCCAUGCCUUCCUGGAGCUGCAGAAGACGCUUCCCUCCGUGCCGCCCGACACCAAGCUCUCCAAGCUGGACGUGCUCCUCCUGGCCACCACCUACAUCGCACACCUCACGCGCAGCCUCCAGGAUGAGGAGGAGUCUCCAGGAGAGGCCCUGGGAGCCCUCCGAGGUGAUGGGUACCUCCAUCCUGUCAAGAAAUGGCCAAUGCGAUCCAGGUUAUACAUUGGAGCGACAGGACAGUUUUUGAAUCACUCAGCACAAGGAGAAAGCACAAACCAAGGAGAAACAUCAACAAAUUCUCAACACUAGUCUCCCUUUUCAUUAAAAAAAA